Messenger RNA from Protopterus annectens (West African lungfish), 1292 nucleotides. Its product is annotated as suppressor of cytokine signaling 1-like. The coding region runs from base 297 to 899 and encodes 200 amino acids. The transcript has 4 exons. Gene Ontology annotation, biological process: phosphatidylinositol phosphate biosynthetic process; intracellular signal transduction. Gene Ontology annotation, molecular function: 1-phosphatidylinositol-3-kinase regulator activity. The record is from RefSeq and is a predicted model, not a curated record. Gene Ontology annotation, cellular component: phosphatidylinositol 3-kinase complex. NCBI's taxonomy places the organism in Eukaryota, Metazoa, Chordata, Ceratodontiformes, Protopteridae.
AGCAUGUUUCUUUUCCAAUUCACAGAGUACUUGGACUACUUGACGGUACACAUUUUGCAUUAUGUCUUAAUGCCUCAUAUACAUCAUUUCUGGUAUUUAGUGUCAUUGUCUCAGCAAGUUGUAAACUCUGUUUUACGCAAAGGAAGAGCAGAAGUUCCUCACAACAGCAGCCUUCUAAGGCCACCUUCAGAAGGGAGUUCAUUCUAAAGAUGCCUGUCUAGCUAUCCAGAUGGUGGGACUACAGAUGAAUAUGGAGCUGAGAAUGACACCGUUCCCUGAUUGAUGUUUUCUUUGAGAUGGUCGGAGGGGAAGUCUACACGAAUACAGUGGCAGAAGUAGAUGAGGAUCUUUCUAGGCAGUCCCAGCACAAGUCCAUCUUACCUUUGCCAUCAAAUACACAUUAUCGAGCAUUCCGAGGAAGUGAGAGAGACAUUGUGGAGCGUUGUGUUCAAACUUUGCAAGUCAGUGGAUUUUAUUGGGGACCUUUGCCUAUGAAAGAGGCACAUGACAAACUGAAAGAAGAGCCUAUGGGGACCUUUCUUGUCCGAGACAGCUCACAAGGUAACCAUCUGUUCAGCCUUAGUGUGAAGACAGAAACUGGUCCUUUCAGUCUGCGUGUUAAUUUUAAGGAUCGUGCCUUUUGGCUUGAAAACCACAGCUCAGACUGUUUAGUACGGUUACUAGAAAUAUGUGUAGAAAAAACAAGGACCACACCAUUAUGUUGUAAUGAAGGGAUACGUGUAUCAUUUUCCAAGCCACUGAGACGCAGCCGAAUACCAGAUCUACAAGAACUUUGCAGAAAAAGAAUAGUGACAGAAUGUGGAAUAGAAAGAGUUAAGGCUCUACCAAUUCAGCCAGCACUGAGAAAGUACAUUGAAAAGUUUCCCUUUAAAAUCUAAAACUACAGUACUUUUGCCUUGUUGUUUGUUUCUUUUGUUCUUUCCACUGCAAUGAUGAAAGGAGGGAAAUUCCCACAAGCUAGUGUGAAUUUGAGCAUCAGUGCAGCCUACACUGUAAAACAGCCUGUAUAUUUUUUUUUUUUUACAAAUUUGGCAGUUAUUUGCUUCAGCAUAUAUGCCUAACUACAGGUAAUAGCAUUAUUAACAUGCAAAUUCAAUUAUUUCUUAAAACAGCACUUUAUUCUUCCAAAACCAUUCUAAAUAUAGAUUAAUAUGAGUGAUGCUUCAGCUAUGUAUGCUGAUUGAAAUUUCUUUUUCAGAAGUUUGAUGCCUGUGUUUAAUAAUAGCAUUGUUAUGUUUAUAUACAUAAAGGCAUAUUUGCAGUUGCUUGAA